AUGCCCCGCGAAGAAUACCAAGUCCCCACCGCCAACGCCGGCCAGCGCGGCGGCACCCGCGACGACCACCAAGUCCGUCACGUCAUGUCUUAUAUCUGCGGCGACUGCGGCGGCAGCGUCACCCUCGGAAAGGAUGCCACCGUCGCGUGCCCUCACUGCGCAGGCCGUGUUCUCUACAAGGAACGCACGAAGCGAAUGGUUCAGUUCGAGGCCCGAUAG
Molecule: messenger RNA, 219 nt
Organism: Fusarium musae
Lineage: Eukaryota; Fungi; Ascomycota; Sordariomycetes; Hypocreales; Nectriaceae
Exons: 2
Coding region: 1-219 (72 amino acids)
Biological process (GO): DNA-templated transcription
Cellular component (GO): RNA polymerase I complex; RNA polymerase II, core complex; RNA polymerase III complex
Molecular function (GO): DNA-directed RNA polymerase activity; zinc ion binding; DNA binding
Source: RefSeq, a predicted model, not a curated record